GUACACGAUGAGAUUGAGAUAAAGGAAGGAUCGAGGAAAAUUCGGAGAUCUCUUUAAAGCGAAAGCGGUGGGAUUGAAGAGGUGACCGUUCGGUAAAAUACCGCGAGUUAAGUAAGUUGGUAACGUAUGGCGAUUGGUGGGAUAUCGCGUAGCCGAGGCCGAUUGUGGUUUAGCCGAAGGUAGUUUUUCCACCUCUUUCAGUUGGCUUCCACCUGGCACACCCGAUUCGAACCGAAGCUCCCCGAGUGGACGCGUUAACGUGCCGGUCACCACCGUCGUGGCCUAUUCUCUUAAACAAUUACCGUUGCUUUUUGCCGUCCCAUUUUACAGCGCGAUACGCGAUCCUCUCGUCUUUUUCAUGCUCGUCGCUUUUUCUCUUCAAACGCUAAGCUUUGACGAGCUUCUCUAGUCACGUCCGGACAUGGGAAGCGCGCUCCACGUCUUGCUCCAAGUGCAGUGCAGUGCCUCUUAAUGGAGUGUGCCGACAUCGUGUAGUCGCAUUCGUCGUGUUUCUCGUUACUCGCACAAGGCGGAGUGCCGACAACGACGACUUGAGAGAUGGUCAUCGUCACGCGGGGAGAUUACAUAUGGAUCGAACCAAUCUCAGGGAGAGAAUUUGACGUUGCGAUCGGAGCACGAGUAAUAUCCGCGGAAGGCAGACGCAUUCAAGUGAAAGACGACGAUAACAAGGAACAAUGGCUGACACCGGAGAGACGAAUAAAGGCAAUGCAUGCCACUUCUGUGCAAGGUGUAGAAGAUAUGAUCAGCUUAGGAGACCUCCAUGAAGCUGGCAUAUUGAGGAAUCUGUUGAUUCGUUACAACGAGAAUCUCAUAUACACCUACACGGGUUCCAUUCUAGUCGCCGUGAAUCCGUAUCAGAUACUGCCCAUUUAUACCGCGGAACAAAUCAAACUGUACAAGGAUCGUAAAAUCGGCGAACUACCGCCGCACAUAUUCGCCAUAGGAGACAAUAGUUACGCGCAUAUGAAUCGAUACGGUCAGGAUCAGUGCAUAGUGAUCAGCGGCGAGAGCGGGGCCGGAAAAACGGAAAGCACGAAACUGAUUUUGCAAUAUCUGGCAGCGAUCAGCGGCAAGCAUUCUUGGAUCGAGCAGCAAAUUUUGGAAGCGAAUCCGAUCUUGGAAGCGUUCGGUAAUGCGAAAACGGUACGGAACGACAAUUCGUCCCGUUUUGGAAAAUACAUCGACAUACACUUCAACGAGCAAGGGGUGAUAGAGGGGGCGAAAAUCGAGCAGUAUCUCUUGGAAAAGUCACGCAUAGUCUCGCAAAGUUUGGACGAGAGGAAUUAUCAUAUAUUUUACUGCAUGCUCGCCGGUCUUUCGAAAGAGGAGAAGCAGAAACUGGAACUGGAGGAUGCCUCUUCGUACAAGUACUUAACGGGGGGUGGUAGUAUCACGUGCGAGGGUCGGGACGACGCUGCUGAAUUUGCCGACAUCAGAUCAGCGAUGAAAGUGUUGUUGUUCUCCGACAUGGAAAUAUGGGAGAUACUCAAGCUGCUCGCUGCCCUGUUGCACACGGGAAACGUGAAAUACAGAGCGAUCGUCGUAGAUAAUCUAGACGCUACCGAAAUACCGGAACAAACGAACGUGCAGAGGGUGGCGCAUUUACUGGGCGUGCCUGUACAAUCUUUGAUCGACGCUCUUACACGCAAAACGAUAUUCGCUCACGGUGAGACUGUUGUGUCCACGUUAUCCAGGGAUCAAUCGGUGGACAUCAGAGACGCGUUCGUCAAGGGAAUAUACGGACGAUUGUUCGUCCAUAUCGUGAAGAAGAUCAACGAAGCGAUUUACAGGCCGAAGAACACGUCUCGAAGCGCCAUUGGGGUACUGGAUAUAUUCGGCUUUGAAAAUUUCAGCCACAACAGCUUCGAGCAAUUCUGCAUCAACUAUGCCAACGAAAAUCUGCAACAAUUUUUCGUGCAACACAUUUUCAAGCUCGAGCAAGAGGAGUACAAUCACGAGGGUAUCAACUGGCAGCACAUCGAGUUCGUCGACAAUCAGGACGCGCUCGAUUUGAUAGCUAUCAAGCAGUUGAACAUCAUGGCCUUGAUAGACGAAGAGUCAAAGUUCCCGAAGGGUACCGACCAGACGAUGCUAGCCAAGAUACACAAAACGCACGGAAGCCAUCGGAAUUACUUGAAACCGAAAUCGGACAUCAACACGUCGUUCGGUCUUAAUCACUUCGCCGGCGUUGUGUUCUACGACACCAGGAGCUUCCUCGAGAAGAACAGAGAUACGUUUAGCGCCGAUCUGUUGCAACUGAUUCACAUAUCCUCGAAUAAGUUUCUGCAGGCUUGUUUCACCGAGGAUAUCGGCAUGGGAUCGGAGACGAGGAAAAGAGCACCGACUCUCUCCACUCAGUUCAAAAAGUCCUUGGACUCUCUGAUGAGGACGUUGUGCAGUUGCCAGCCGUUCUUCAUCAGAUGCAUCAAGCCGAACGAGUACAAGAAACCGAUGAUGUUCGACAGGGGUCUUUGCUGCCGACAGUUGAGAUACUCCGGCAUGAUGGAAACGAUUCGAAUUCGCAGAGCCGGUUAUCCGAUCAGGCAUUCCUUCCCGGAGUUCGUCGAGAGAUAUCGGUUUCUAAUUCCCGGUAUACCUCCGGCGCACAAGGUCGACUGCCGCGCAGUCACGUCAAAAAUCUGUCACAUAGUGUUAGGAAGAUCGGACUAUCAACUCGGGCACACGAAGGUGUUCCUCAAAGACGCUCACGACUUGUUCUUGGAGCAGGAACGCGAUCGCGUCUUAACGCGGAAGAUUCUGAUACUUCAACGGAAUAUACGCGGCUGGGUUUACAGGCGGAGAUUCCUUCGCAUGAGGGCAGCCGCGACCGUCAUCGAGAAAUACUGGAGAGGUUACGCGCAACGGCAACGAUACAAACGGAUGCGUAUCGGUUACAUGCGGCUUCAGGCGCUGAUCAGAUCGCGGGUGUUGUCGCACAGAUUCAGGCAUCUCAGGGGACACAUAGUCGCGCUUCAAGCGCGAGCCAGAGGCCAUUUGGUACGGAGGAUGUAUCAAAAGAAGUUGUGGGCGAUCGUGAAGAUACAGGCGCACGUACGAAGAUUGAUCGCGCAGAGGCGUUACAAGAAGAUCAAGUACGAAUAUCGGUUGCACGUCGAGGCGCUGAGACUUCGGAAGAAAGAGGAGAGGGAGCUGAAGGAUCAAGGGAACAAACGGGCGAAGGAGAUCGCCGAGCAGAACUACAGAGAACGAAUGCAAGAAUUGGAAAGGAAAGAGAUAGAGAUGGAGCUGGAGGACCGACGUAGAAUGGAAAUUAAGAAGAACCUGAUAAACGACGCAGCCAAGAAGCAAGACGAGCCGGUCGACGAUAGCAAAUUGGUCGAGGCUAUGUUUGAUUUCCUGCCGGAUUCGAGCAGCGAGGCUCCUACUCCUGCCAGAGAGACCUCCGUAUUCAACGAUCUACCUGCCCCGAAGGCGGACCAACAGGAAAUCAUCAGUCCCGUUCAAACAGCAUCCGAGGACGAGGAGGAUUUGUCAGAGUUCAAGUUCCAAAAGUUCGCGGCAACGUACUUCCAAGGGAACAUAACGCAUCAAUAUUCCAGGAAACCUUUGAAACACCCGUUGUUACCAUUGCACACGCAAGGAGAUCAAUUGGCCGCCCAAGCGUUGUGGAUCACGAUACUUCGUUUCACCGGUGAUCUGCCCGAGCCGAGAUUUCACACGAUGGACAGAGACACCACCUCGGUCAUGUCGAAAGUCACCGCGACGCUCGGCCGUAACUUCAUACGGAGCAAAGAGUUUCAAGAAGCGCAGAUGAUGGGCGUCGACCCGGAGACGUUUCUCAGACAGAAACCACGCUCGAUAAGGCACAAAUUGGUCUCGUUAACGUUGAAACGGAAGAACAAAUUGGGCGAGGACGUUAGGCGAAAGCUGCAAGAGGACGAAUACACGGCGGAUAGUUAUCAGUCGUGGCUGGAGGCAAGACCAACGUCGAAUCUCGAGAAACUUCACUUCAUCAUCGGUCACGGAAUAUUACGCGCGGAAUUGAGGGACGAGAUCUACUGUCAGAUAUGCAAGCAACUGACCAACAAUCCUUCCAAGUCGUCGCACGCACGUGGCUGGAUCCUGCUGUCGUUGUGCGUCGGCUGUUUCGCUCCGUCCGAGAAGUUUGUCAAUUACUUGCGAGCGUUCAUCAGGGAGGGGCCACCGGGAUACGCGCCGUACUGCGAGGAUCGGCUCAAGAGAACGUUCAACAACGGCACGCGGAACCAGCCGCCGAGCUGGUUGGAGCUCCAAGCGACCAAAUCGAAGAAACCGAUUAUGCUGCCGAUCACGUUUAUGGAUGGUAACACUAAAACGCUGCUUGCUGAUUCCGCGACCACGGCCAGGGAACUGUGCAACCAGCUAUCCGAUAAGAUAUCGUUGCGCGACCAGUUCGGCUUUUCCCUCUAUAUCGCGUUGUUCGAUAAAGUCUCGUCGCUUGGUAGCGGCGGCGACCACGUGAUGGAUGCCAUCUCUCAAUGCGAGCAAUACGCCAAGGAGCAAGGUGCUCAAGAGCGGAACGCCCCGUGGCGAUUGUUCUUCAGAAAGGAGAUAUUCGCGCCUUGGCACGAGCCAACCGAGGAUCAAGUCGCUACCAAUUUGAUUUAUCAACAGGUUGUCAGGGGGGUGAAGUUCGGCGAGUAUCGUUGCGACAAGGAGGAAGAUCUAGCGAUGAUCGCCGCCCAACAAUACUACAUCGAGUAUCACACCGACAUGAACGUCGACAGGCUUUACACCCUUUUGCCGAAUUACAUUCCGGAUUACUGUCUGACCGGUAUCGACAAGGCGAUCGACAGAUGGGGACAUCUAGUUUUACAAGCGUAUAAAAAGAGUUACUAUUUAAAGGAGAAAGUACUUGCUUUACGAGUCAAGGAAGAUAUCGUUGGUUACGCGAAGUUCAAAUGGCCAUUGCUUUUCUCUCGCUUCUACGAGGCGUACAGGAAUUCCGGCCCGAACUUGCCGAAAAACGACGUCAUCAUAGCCGUAAAUUGGACCGGAGUGUAUGUUGUAGACGAUCAGGAACAGGUGCUUCUCGAAUUGUCGUUUCCCGAAAUCACCACUGUGUCUAGUCAAAAAACGAACAAAAUGUUCACGCAAACGUUCAACUUAUCAACAGUGCGAGGGGAAGAAUUCACUUUCCAAAGCCCAAACGCCGAAGACAUUCGCGAUCUGGUGGUGUACUUCUUGGAGGGUUUGAAGAAACGUAGCAAAUACGUUAUCGCGUUGCAAGAUUACAAAGCACCGGGCGAAGGCUCGUCAUUCUUGACCUUUCAAAAGGGUGAUCUUAUCAUUCUGGAGGAUGAAAGUACCGGUGAAACCGUCCUUAAUUCAGGAUGGUGUGUCGGCACUUGCGAAAGAACCGGCGAAAAGGGCGAUUUUCCAGCCGAGACGGUUUAUGUCUUGCCCUCGCUAACAAAACCACCGAACGAUAUCCUAUCCUUAUUCAGCAUCGAAGGAACGGAAAAUGGCCGUAAACUAUAUCCGCAGCAAGUAAACGGAAUAGAAUCCCGCGACAAACCUCACACUCUUCUGGAGUAUGCUAUCGAUCACUUUCGAACGCCGCCGAAAAGAACGAUGUCGAAAGCGUUGACCUUGACAACUGCGCGACGCGGCCACACCGACGAGUUAUGGCACCAUUCCAGAGAUCCUAUUAAGCAGCCCCUCUUAAAGAAGUUGAUAUCGAAAGAAGAAUUGGCCGAAGAAGCGUGUUUCGCUUUUAACGCGAUCCUGAAGUAUAUGGGUGACCUGCCAACGAAAAGACCACGUAUCGGUAACGAGUAUACCGAUCUCAUCUUCGACGGGCCGCUGAAAAACGAAAUUCUUCGGGAUGAAAUUUAUUGUCAAAUCAUGAAACAGCUGACUGAUAACCGGAAUAGACUGAGCGAAGAACGUGGUUGGGAGUUGAUGUGGCUUGCCACCGGUCUUUUCACUUGCAGCCAAAGUCUCUUGAAAGAACUGACACUGUUUCUACGUACAAGACGGCAUCCCAUAUCUCAGGACUCUCUACAAAGGCUACAAAAAACUUUACGCAACGGUCAACGAAAAUACCCUCCACAUCAAGUAGAAGUAGAAGCUAUACAGCACAAAACGACGCAAAUAUUUCACAAAGUUUACUUCCCCGACGAUACGGAUGAAGCAUUCGAAGUGGACUCGUCGACUAGAGCUAAAGACUUUUGUCAAAAUAUAGCGCAAAGAUUAAACUUACGUUCUGCGGAAGGAUUCAGUCUCUUCGUGAAGAUUGCCGAUAAGGUUAUCUCAGUUCCGGAAGGAGAUUUCUUCUUUGAUUUUGUACGACAUUUGACGGACUGGAUAAGAAAAGCUCGACCGUCUCGCGAUGGUGUGUCAGCACAGUUUACGUAUCAAGUAUUUUUCAUGAAGAAGUUGUGGACCAACACUGUUCCCGGUAAAGAUAGAAAUGCAGAUCUCAUUUUCCACUUCCACCAGGAGCUUCCUAAAUUGUUAAGAGGCUACCACAAAUGUACUAAGGAAGAAGCCUCCAGAUUAGCAGCGUUAGUGUACAGAGUUCGUUUUGGUGAAAGCAAGCAGGAACUUCAAGCGAUUCCGCAAAUGUUGAGAGAGCUUAUACCUGGUGAUUUGGUAAAGGUACAAAGUUCCAAUGAUUGGAAAAGAUCAAUAAUAGCAGCGUACAACCAAGAUGCUGGUAUGAGUCCAGAAGAUGCCAAAAUAACUUUCUUGAAAAUAGUUUAUCGAUGGCCGACCUUUGGUUCAGCGUUUUUCGAAGUCAAGCAAAGUACAGAACCAAAUUAUCCAGAAUUGUUGUUAAUCGCUAUAAAUAAGCACGGUGUAAGUCUUAUACAUCCACAAACGAAAGAUAUACUAGUGACGCAUCCUUUUACAAGAAUCUCAAACUGGUCGUCAGGUAAUACCUAUUUUCAUAUGACGAUUGGAAAUUUAGUCCGUGGUUCGAAACUGUUGUGCGAAACUUCACUCGGAUACAAAAUGGACGAUCUAUUAACAUCGUAUAUUUCGUUAAUGCUCACAAACAUGAAUAAACAACGUACAAUACGGAUAAAAUAAAUGCGAUGCUGCUAAAUUUGAUUCGCAGAAUUAAACAUUGGAGCAAGAUAGUAUAAGCAAAAUAUAAAAAAAGAAGAAACGCCGGAUAAUUCAAUAAUUAAAAUUACAGAUGAUCGAUAUUGAUUUGACCUACAUAUGUUAUUUAUCAAACUCAGUUUCAUAUAUCUAUAGAAGAUUUAUUUAAAUAGCAAUCGUUCUCGAUAUAACAAUGAUUUCUAUAACUAUAGACACUCGCGAAAAAUACAAUUUUUUUACACAAAGAGUAUUGAUAAGCACAAUAGCAAAUUUCAUAUAGUAACAAAUGUUUUAUACAUGUCUUUUCUUUAUACAUUUUUUUAUUACAUAUACAUAUCUAAUAUAUAUAAAUAUAUAUAUAUAUGUAUAUACAUAUGGAUGUGUAUGUAUAUAUGUAUAUGUGUGUGUGUCUAUAUAUAUAUACAUAUAUAUAAGCUUUGAUAUUCAUUGUCGUUUAAUUAUUGCAACGACUGAAAACAUAAAAGAAAUCAUAGUGCACGUGUACACAAGUAAUUAGUUUAAAAGAAUGUAUAUGACUUAUUUACAAAUAAGAUUUUCAUACAAUUUUGUAAAAUAUUACAUUUAGUUUGUAAGGGAGAGUGAGAGAUUGAAAGUGAGUGAAUGAAAGAAAGAAAGAGAGAGAACUUCACAUUCAAACGUAUUCUUAUGUAAAAGCAGAUAUGCAAAGCAGACAGGAUGAAAUGUGAUUGAAAACAAUUCCGUAUCUGCAAAAAAAUUAUGGAAAAAAUUAAGAACUUACGCUUGAACGUCACUUGAAAUAGUUUUCCAAUAUAAUGAAUCGUAAUGAUUACUCAAUGAUUAUCCGUCCACUGAUACGUGUAAGGAUGUAAUUAUUAUUAACUCGCAAUUUAUUACUGUGAAUAAAGAUAAUCGUAUUCUUCAGGUA
Messenger RNA from Frieseomelitta varia, 7981 nucleotides. It is a transcript of the gene ck, whose product is annotated as myosin-VIIa. The coding region runs from base 559 to 7059 and encodes 2166 amino acids. Lineage: Eukaryota; Metazoa; Arthropoda; Insecta; Hymenoptera; Apidae. Gene Ontology annotation, cellular component: cytoskeleton; myosin complex. The transcript is spliced from 21 exons. The record is from RefSeq and is a predicted model, not a curated record. Gene Ontology annotation, molecular function: ATP binding; protein binding; cytoskeletal motor activity.